AUGCAUAGUUGUAGCGAAGGUGGUCUCGGCGAGGCCCUCGUCAGAGAGUUCCAACGUAGAGGCUAUAAGGUGUUCGCCACAGCACGAAGGACCGAGUCUAUGCAGACUUUGGACGAGCUGCCUAAUGUUACACAGCUGUUUCUGGACGUUACCGAUCUCGGCAGUAUACGGGGGGCUAAGAUCUUAAUCGAAGAAGAGACGGGAGGGAGGUUGGAUGUGUUGGUGAAUAAUGCUGGCAUAGCCCAUCCCUACGCCAUAACCGACUGCUCCCUCUCCGACGUCAAGCACGUCUUCGACGUCAAUGUCUUCUCCCAAUUCACGAUGGUCCAAGAAUUUCUUCCCCUCCUGCGUGCAUCCGACGAUGCGCGUAUCAUACUCGUUGGGAGUCAAGCAGGAAUCGCGCCCGUUCCGUUUGGGGCUGCCUAUAAUGCAAGUAAGGCAGCAUUGAUCUCGUUUGGGGAUACGUUGAGGGUUGAGUUGAAGCCGUUUGGCAUCAAAGUCAUCACCACUGUCCUGGGCAAUGUUCGAACUAAUAUCAUCAAUGCCAAUAUCAAACUCCCCCAAGACUCGAUCUACGACCCUAUCCGCGCAGAAUACCAGGCCAGCCGGAUCGACCACUUCCAAGACGAUGCCGUCCCACGAGACCUCGCCGCCCGCCAAGUUGUCGAUGGCGCACUUCGGGCAAGUCCUGCGGCGCUGGUAUGGGGAGGCGCGAACGUAUGGUUGGUUUGGUUUAUGAGUACGUUCUUGCUGAAGACGGUCUUUGUGGGUUUCUUUCGCUAUUCCACUAUCGGUUUACUUUGUUGCGCACUGCUGGGUAACUUUGCUGACUUUGUCUUAUUGGGAUGUGCAGGACGGACCGCUGAGUCGAAGGUUUGGUCUCACAAAAUUGACUGCGUUUCUGGAACUUCAGCCCGAGAGGAAGAGUGCAUGAUGAUGACACCUCCGCAUACAUGGACGUUCUUUAUUUAUGCCUAUGUGUAG
Molecule: messenger RNA, 984 nt
Organism: Stereum hirsutum FP-91666 SS1
Lineage: Eukaryota; Fungi; Basidiomycota; Agaricomycetes; Russulales; Stereaceae
Product: NAD-P-binding protein
Exons: 7
Coding region: 1-984 (327 amino acids)
Biological process (GO): phosphatidic acid biosynthetic process; triglyceride catabolic process
Cellular component (GO): endoplasmic reticulum; lipid droplet
Molecular function (GO): triacylglycerol lipase activity; acylglycerone-phosphate reductase (NADP+) activity
Source: RefSeq, a predicted model, not a curated record